AUGUCAUUUACACAAAAGUUAAAUUACUACGCAAAACGAAAGUCAUUCAAGUAUGGCGUGCCCUUUCUAAUUAUGAUGGUCGCCGGUUCGUUUGGACUGCAGCAAUUUUCAAAUUUGAGAUACCAGUACGCCAAAAAGCAACCAGUUACACCGGAAGAAAUGAAGAAAUUCGGUGUGACCAUGAAAAAACGUCAAGAAGUGACGCUUGAAAAAGAAUAUGAUAAGGUAAAAGGCAUAGAUAUUGACAAUUGGUCAAACAAGCGCGGUCCGCGUCCAUGGGAAGAGGAAGAAUUGGCGAUGGCUGCGUCGUCUGCGGCAAAACAAUAAAUGCAAAAUAUGUACAUUGUGAUGUAGUCUUUAGUGUUCAUUAAAUAUUCUAAAUAAAUGCAA
Drosophila hydei is the source of this 390-nucleotide messenger RNA. It is a transcript of the gene l(3)neo43, whose product is annotated as cytochrome c oxidase assembly protein COX16 homolog, mitochondrial. Gene Ontology annotation, cellular component: mitochondrial inner membrane. The record is from RefSeq and is a predicted model, not a curated record. The transcript is spliced from 2 exons. Gene Ontology annotation, biological process: mitochondrial respiratory chain complex IV assembly. Bases 1 to 327 code for a protein of 108 amino acids. Lineage: Eukaryota; Metazoa; Arthropoda; Insecta; Diptera; Drosophilidae.